UCCUCUUCCCUCACUCCUUGGACACGUAGGCUAGAUUGUGGGCCGGGCCCUCGGCCCGGCGGCGCUGCAGAUGGCCAGGCCGAAAUGAGGCCGCUCCAGGCCUCACGGGGCUCACCUUCUGGCGCGAGGGCCCGGGGUGGGGGACAGGCUCCGUGCAUGUGCACGGAUAGGUAAGGCUGCCGCCCUCAUGGAGGAGGCGGCAUUCGAGCUGAACUUUGAGGCGCGCCCAAGAGGUGGAGAGUUCCAGGCCUCGGCGACAGCCUGGGCAAAGGCGCCGAGGUCGGAAGUGGAAUGUGUGCAAGGAACAGCUGGUAGGCCAGUUUGGCUGGAAUGAUUUCCAGUUCCUGAGCCGGACACCAUCUUCCAGAUGGAGGGAGAGGAAAAGCUACAGAUCGUGGAGCCAGAGGAGGUUGAUAAUGGAGACUUCCAGAAGGGAAGCACCUGCCCAGAUUCUAAGAAUGAAACUGAAAACAGAGGAUCUGUUUCAACACCAGAAGUUUCCAAAGAAGAAUCACAAGGGAUGUUAUUGGUAGGUUUACAAGGGGCCAUUUCCCAGGACUCCAAAACUGGAGAAACUUUUGGAUUGGGGGGCAAGUUAGAGGUACAACAGGAAAAGCCAGAAGGAAAAAGCCUGGAAGGCUCACGUAACCAAGAGGGAGAUUUUGGUAAUGGGACCACCUGUACAAGUGUGCCCCCCGUAGAAAAUGAAUGUGGUAAAAGCCCAAAUCCCGUUCCAGAUGAGACAGAUUCUCCAGAAGAGAGAACCCAGAGAUGUGAUUUGCAUGAGCAUGGCUGCAGGCUGAGUUCAGACUAUGUAAGUAAAUCCAAAGCCCACAAUGGAGACAAGCCUCAUAAGUGUAAUCAGUGUGGCAAAGCCUUCAGGAGGAGCUCCAACCUUAUUCAGCAUCAGAAAAUUCAUAGUGGAGAGAAGCCCUAUAAGUGUAAUGAAUGUGGCAAAGCCUUCAGCCGCAGCACAACCCUCAUUCACCAUCAGACAAUUCACAGUGGCGAGAAACCUUAUGAAUGUAAUGAAUGUGGCAAAGCCUUUAUGGCGAGUUCCGCACUUAUCCGCCAUCAGACGAUUCACAGCGGAGAGAGACCCUACGAAUGUAAUGAGUGUGGCAAAGCCUUCAGCCGGAAUUCCAUCCUUAUUGAACAUAAGAGGAUUCAUAGUGGAGAGAAACCUUACGAAUGUAACGAAUGUGGAAAAGCAUGCCGGGGGAGUUCAAAACUCAUUGAACACCAGAGAAUUCACACUGGAGUGAAGCCAUAUGAAUGUAAUGACUGUGGAAAGACUUUCAGUCAGAACUCACACCUUACUCAGCACCAAAGAAUUCAUACUGGAGUGAAGCCCUACCAGUGCAGCGAGUGUGGCAAAGCCUUCAGGCAAAUAGCCACUUUUAUUAACCAUCAGAGAAUCCACAGUGGUGAGAAGCCCUACGAAUGCAAUGUGUGUGGGAAAGUCUUCAGGGUGAGGUCCGAUCUCAUUCGACAUCAAAGAAUUCAUAGUGGAGAGAGACGCUAUGAAUGUAACGAGUGUGAGAAAACCUUCAGUCAGAGCUCAUGCCUUAUUCAACACAGGAGGACUCAUAGUGGGGAGAAACUUUAUGAAUGUAAUGAGUGUGGGAAGAAUUUUAGUCGGAGCUCAAACCUCAUUCAACAUCAGAGAAUUCACAGUGGAGAGAAACCUUAUGAAUGCGGUGAAUGUGGCAAAGCCUUCAGCAGGAGCUCAAACCUUAUUCAGCAUCAUAGAAUUCACAGUGGGGAGAAACCCUAUGUAUGUCUUGAAUGUGGGAAAGCCUUCAUGCAAAAUUCAAGCUUCAUUAACCACCGGAGAAUUCACACCGGAGAGAGACCGUAUAAGUGUAACGAAUGUGGCAAAGCCUUCAGACAGAGAUCCAGCUUCAUUAAUCAUAAGAGAAUUCAUAGUGGAGAGAAGCCCUAUGAAUGUAAUGAAUGUGGGAAGACUUUCAGGGGAAGCUCAGACCUUAUUAAGCAUCGUAGAAUUCACAGUGGAGAGAAGCCCUAUGAAUGUAGUGAAUGUGGUAAAGCCUUCCGUGGUAGCUCAGCCCUUCUGGAACAUCAGAGAAUUCACAGAGGAGAAAAACCCUACAAAUGUCAUGAAUGUGGCAAAGAUUUUAGGUGGAGUUCAUACCUUAUUCAGCAUCAGAGAAUUCACAGUGGGGAGAAACCCUACAAGUGCUUUGAAUGUGGAAAAGACUUUAGGGGGAGAUCUCACCUAAUUCGACACCAGAGAAUUCACACUGGAGAAAAACCCUACGGAUGUAAUGAAUGUGAGAAAGCCUUCAGGGCUAGUUCAGAUCUAAUUCAACAUCAGAGAAUACACAGUGGAGAGAAACCUUAUGAGUGCCAUGAAUGUGGAAAAGCAUUCAGAUUGAUUUCAACCUUUAUCAACCACCAGAGAAUACACAGUGGAGAAAAGCCCUAUGAGUGUAUCAAAUGUGGGAAAGCUUUCAGAAGGAACGCGUACCUUAUUCGGCAUCAGAGAAUUCACACUGAAGGAAAGCCUUAUGGUUGUCACGAAUGUGGAAGAGCUUUCAGAGGGAGCUCAGCUCUGACUGAGCAUGAAAGAAUUCACCGAGGAGAGAAACCCCACGAGUGUCCUGAAUGUGGGAAAGCCUUCAGAGCAAGCUCAGUCCUGAUUGACCAUCAGAGAAUUCAUAGUGGGGAGAAACCUUAUGGAUGUCAUGAAUGUGGGAAGGCCUUUAGGUGGAGUUCAGAUCUUAUCCAACAUCAGAGAAUUCAUAGUGGGGAGAAACCUUAUAAAUGUAAUGAAUGCGAGAAAGCUUUUAGGAGAAGCUCCGACCUCAUUAAACACCAGAGAAUUCACAGUGGAGAAAAACCUUUUGAAUGUAAUGCCUGUGGAAAAGCUUUUAGUGGGAGUUCCAACCUUAUUAGACAUCAAAGAAUUCAUAUUAGAGAAUAAUUCUAUAAAUUUAACGAAAAGAGAUAAGAACUGAACUUUUGAUUUCAGUGGUAUAGGAAACUCCCAGGUGAGUAAUCUCCUUCUACUGAAACAAUAGCACCUUCUCUGCUAAAUGAUUACUAAAUCUUAGAGAAUUGCCUAAGGCACUGAGAGAUUAAUUGAUUUACCCAAGGUCAGAGCCACAGAUGUUCCAGAAGGACUUAAACCCAGGUCUUCCAACUCUAAGUCUAUACAAAUAUAUACUGUGAGUUAUUCCGUCAGAUAUGUGGCUUUUUUACAUUUGGACUCAGGAAGAUAAAUUGAAAUACUGACUUACCAGCUCUGUGGCCCUGAGCAAGGUAUUUCAUUCUGAUCAGCUUCAGUUUCCUCAUCUGCAAGAUGAUUUGAUGGCCUCUAAACCUAGGGUCCUAACAGAUUAGAGUCCAUUCAUUAAACAAACAUUUGUUAAGCAUCUAACAUUUACAGAACAGUUCUAGGCACAAGAGAUUCUAAAUUAGGAUGUGGCACUUACAUGAUUGUAGGGAGACAUGGCAUAUAACAUAGAGAAAUGUAAUACACGAUGACCUCGGUUUGGAGGUGGCGGUGUGUGUGCACGCAUGCGACUGUAGCAGCUCAUUAAACCUACUAAGAUAUAGGGAGGGUCAUGCAUCAGAAGAAGGAGGUCAGGAAAGAUGGCAUGAGGAAUGUUUGUACUGUUGAAGUGCCAGUGAGUAGGAGGGGUAUGAAGCUUGCAUGGCCUCCCAGUGUAGAGAUGAGUUGGCAUCUGAGCCUUAGGAGAUCUCGAAGAGCUCCGUGGGUGCUGGACCAAUGUCUUUGUAACCUUUCUGUAUGUCUCUUAGCUGUAUAAGAAAAGAGC
Messenger RNA from Trichosurus vulpecula (common brushtail), 3803 nucleotides. RefSeq names its product zinc finger protein 271-like. Gene Ontology annotation, biological process: regulation of transcription by RNA polymerase II. The transcript has 4 exons. Gene Ontology annotation, molecular function: RNA polymerase II transcription regulatory region sequence-specific DNA binding; DNA-binding transcription factor activity, RNA polymerase II-specific. Gene Ontology annotation, cellular component: nucleus. The record is from RefSeq and is a predicted model, not a curated record. Bases 368 to 2947 code for a protein of 859 amino acids. NCBI's taxonomy places the organism in Eukaryota, Metazoa, Chordata, Mammalia, Diprotodontia, Phalangeridae.